UAUGUAUGCAAUGAGUGUGAAAAGACAUUCAAUCGACCCAGUGCUCUCCGUGCUCAUACUCUUACUCAUACAGGAGAAAAGCCUCAUGCCUGUGACAUCCCAGGAUGUGGCCGUCGCUUUACAGUAGUUAGUAAUCUGAGACGUCAUUUGCGUGUCCAUCAAAAGCCUCAUUCUAGACGA
Molecule: messenger RNA, 180 nt
Organism: Rhizopus microsporus ATCC 52813
Lineage: Eukaryota; Fungi; Mucoromycota; Mucoromycetes; Mucorales; Rhizopodaceae
Exons: 2
Biological process (GO): regulation of transcription by RNA polymerase II
Cellular component (GO): transcription regulator complex; PcG protein complex
Molecular function (GO): RNA polymerase II cis-regulatory region sequence-specific DNA binding; DNA-binding transcription factor activity, RNA polymerase II-specific
Source: RefSeq, a predicted model, not a curated record